AUGUGUGGCAUUUUCGGCUACGUGAACUAUCUGGUCGAACGGGACCGGAAAUUUGUCGUCGAUACUCUUGUGAACGGUCUCUCGCGUCUUGAAUACCGUGGUUAUGACUCUGCAGGUCUGGCCGUUGACGGCGACAAGAAGAACGAGGUGUUUGCAUUCAAGGAGGUCGGUAAGGUGGCCAAGCUGAAGGCUCUCAUCGAUUCUUCCAAGCUCGACCUGGACGAGGUGUUUGACUCCCACUGCGGUAUCGCACACACCAGAUGGGCCACCCACGGCCCGCCGUCUCGCGUGAACUGCCACCCUCACCGGUCUGACCCCAACUGGGAGUUCGCCAUUGUCCACAAUGGUAUCAUCACAAACUACAAGGAGCUUAAGACGCUCUUGGAGAGCAAGGGCUUCAAGUUUGAGACCGAGACAGACACCGAGUGCAUUGCCAAGCUUGCCAAGUACAUCUACGACCAACACCCACAAAUCGGCUUCACCGACCUGGCCAAGGCCGUCAUCAACGAGCUUGAGGGCGCCUACGGUCUGCUGAUCAAGUCCGUGCACUACCCCCACGAGGUCAUCGCUGCCCGCAAGGGAUCCCCUCUGGUCAUCGGCGUGAAGACCCAGAAGCGGAUGAAGGUCGACUUUGUCGACGUCGAGUAUGCCGACGAGAACAGCCCGCUCCCUGCCGAGGCUGCCUCGCAGAACGUUGCUCUCAAGAAGGCCGGCGUCGCCAGCGGCAGCGGCCUGCUCUCUCCUGAGGCGGCUCUCGGCGGCCUCGCCGCCCCCGACAAGUCGCUCCUCCACCGCUCCCAGUCACGCGCCUUCAUGACGGACGAUGGCAUGCCCAUGCCUACCGAGUUCUUCCUCUCGUCCGACCCGUCUGCCAUUGUCGAGCACACCAAGAAGGUCAUGUACCUCGAGGAUGACGACAUUGCCCACAUCCACGAGGGCUCGCUCAACAUUCACCGCCUGAAGAAGUCGGACGGCAGCUCCAACAUCCGUGCCAUCCAGACGCUGGAGCUGGAGCUGCAGGAGAUCAUGAAGGGCAAGUUCGACCACUUCAUGCAGAAGGAGAUUUUCGAGCAGCCCGAGUCGGUCGUCAACACCAUGCGUGGCCGCCUGGACAUUGAGAACAAGAAGGUCACUCUCGGCGGCCUGCGGUCAUACAUGUCGACCAUUCGCCGCUGCCGUCGCAUCAUCUUUAUCGCCUGCGGCACCUCGUACCACAGCUGCAUGGCUGUGCGUGGUGUUUUUGAAGAGCUUGCCGAAAUCCCGAUUGCUGUCGAGCUGGCAUCCGACUUCCUUGACCGACAGGCGCCUGUCUUCCGAGACGACACUUGCAUCUUUGUGUCGCAGUCGGGUGAGACUGCCGACUCGCUGUUGGCCCUGCGGUACUGCCUGGAGCGUGGCGCCCUGACCGUUGGUAUCGUCAACGUUGUCGGCUCGUCCAUCUCGCUGCUGACCCACUGCGGCGUGCACGUCAACGCUGGCCCAGAGAUUGGUGUCGCCUCGACGAAGGCAUACACAUCGCAGUUCAUUGCCAUGGUCAUGUUUGCGCUGUCGCUGAGCGAGGACCGCGCGAGCAAGCAGCAGCGGCGCGAGGAGAUCAUGGAGGGUCUCGCCAACGUGUCGAGCCAGAUCAAGGGUGUGCUUCAGCAGGACCAGGCUAUCAAGCAGAUGUGCCAGCAGAAGUUCAAGAACCAAAAGUCUCUUCUCCUGCUUGGCCGUGGCUCGCAGUUCAGCACGGCUCUCGAGGGUGCCCUGAAGAUCAAGGAGAUCUCCUACCUACACUGUGAGGCCGUCAUGUCGGGCGAGCUCAAGCACGGUGUGCUGGCCCUCGUGGACGAGAACCUCCCGAUCAUCAUGAUCCUCACCCGCGACAAUCUUUUCACAAAGUCCCUCAAUGCCUAUCAGCAGGUGAUUGCUCGUGGUGGCAAGCCGAUUGUCAUCUGCAACCCCUCCGACAGCGAGUUUAAGACGUCAGAGGCGGAGAAGAUCGAGAUCCCCAAGACCGUGGACGUUCUCCAGGGCAUCUUGAAUGUCAUCCCCCUGCAGCUGAUUGCCUACUGGCUGGCCGUUCUGGAGGGGCUCAACGUCGACUUCCCGCGCAACCUGGCAAAGUCCGUCACGGUCGAGUAA
Grosmannia clavigera kw1407 is the source of this 2127-nucleotide messenger RNA. Its product is annotated as glucosamine-fructose-6-phosphate aminotransferase. The record is from RefSeq and is a predicted model, not a curated record. Gene Ontology annotation, molecular function: L-glutamine:D-fructose-6-phosphate transaminase (isomerizing) activity; carbohydrate derivative binding. The transcript has 5 exons. Lineage: Eukaryota; Fungi; Ascomycota; Sordariomycetes; Ophiostomatales; Ophiostomataceae. Bases 1 to 2127 code for a protein of 708 amino acids. Gene Ontology annotation, biological process: UDP-N-acetylglucosamine metabolic process; fructose 6-phosphate metabolic process; protein N-linked glycosylation.